Colletotrichum karsti is the source of this 612-nucleotide messenger RNA. RefSeq lists its product as uncharacterized. The record is from RefSeq and is a predicted model, not a curated record. Bases 1 to 612 code for a protein of 203 amino acids. The transcript has a single exon. Lineage: Eukaryota; Fungi; Ascomycota; Sordariomycetes; Glomerellales; Glomerellaceae. Gene Ontology annotation, molecular function: protein binding.
AUGUCUUCACCCCCCGAACUCAUCAAGUAUGAUGAGGAUGGUGACCUCAUCCUAUAUGUCGAUGAUGACACGGCCCGGUAUCAAGUUUGCUCGAGAACGCUCGCUCGAUCAUCCCCGGUUUUCAAGAGAAUGCUCCGCGGAGGUUUUGCUGAGUCACGCCCUGUCGACGGGAGCGACUGGAUAGUGGAACUACCCGAUGACAAAAGCGAGCCUAUGCAAAUAUUCCUUAGCAUCAUUCAUGGCCGUCUCAUGGACGUUCCCAAGAAACUGCCUAUUGCUGGUCUUCACGGCCUGCUUGUUCUCACGGAAAAGUACAAUGCUACUGAGGUGUUACGACUAUGGGCGGCGGGGUGGAUCGAGAAUGCCCAUAUCAAUAAGGGAGCCGAAGACCAUUCUAUCAUUGGCAUUGCCUGGGAGCUUGGCCAGGUGGAGCUUUUCCGACAGUUGAUGGAAAAUAUCACCGAGACUUGUACGCUUGACGCCAGUGGCUGUGUCCUUUUUGGAGGUCGCGAGCAAUUUCUCGAUGGGUUCCAGAACGUUUGUUACAAGGGAGAGCAUAAGUUGCCACUCGUCCUUAACUAUCUGGAACCCACGCGAAUGAUUGGUGAGUAA